This is a messenger RNA of Paramacrobiotus metropolitanus, 1336 nucleotides long. RefSeq lists its product as uncharacterized. Lineage: Eukaryota; Metazoa; Tardigrada; Eutardigrada; Parachela; Macrobiotidae. Bases 355 to 1284 code for a protein of 309 amino acids. The record is from RefSeq and is a predicted model, not a curated record. The transcript is spliced from 5 exons.
GGCGCAGGAUGUCCUGGGAUGAGGAGGCUCUCAGGGAUGUCUGCAACAGUUACUUUAAAAAGAGUUCAGCUAAUACCGUCGAAGCUUUUCCAUUGGCUUUGGAUCUCUGUACGUAGACUGGAAAGGUUAAAGGAAAACAACCACAGCUGUAGGGCCAUGAUCGAUGCCGCUUUUCCUCGCUGGAUUUCGAUGCUGAUCCGCUGGCAAAGACAUUCCGUGGUUUUCUCUUAUUUUCUGUCCAAGCUCCGUUCAAUUUAGUUAAUGAUUCGUCCGGGGAUUAUUCCACGGACGUACAAGGAAUGUCCAUAAAUGAUUUACCCCACCCGAUCUUAGCUUGGGUUUUUGGUAAUAUGGAUGUGGAUAGUAAACUGCGCUUGUACAGGGUUUGCGCGUUGUGGAGGGAGAUUUUGCGGGGAUAUAAGGGCCAACAGCCGGUUAUCCUGGAGUUUGCGCAGAUGUGGCCGAAGACGACUUACCUGCCUGAUCGACCUUUUGUGUACGAUUAUCGCCACCUACCAACUCGUAGCCCUGCUGGACCGUAGCAUUACGACGCAGACCAAAGCGCUGGUGCUAAUAGACUGCCAGCGUUAUCCACCCGGCGACGAUCUCGGACCGAAGAUGGCCGCCGUCAAAACUGUACUAGCCGCUAAAGGAAUUCGUUUGUCCCUGAUUAUCGUGAAGAACGGCUUUGAUGUCACUACAAAAUGGGCAGCGAUGUUUCUGGCCAUUGACGGCCAUAAGGCCGGUAAAAACGUCGACGGCCAGCGAAUGAGCGCUCUGUCCGACGUGAUGAGCGUAUGCGACAAGCUGGUUCUGAUCAACUACAUGGCGUCGAAAUCGGUCAGCGAAUCAGCAGAGAAUCUGAUAUUCUUCUUCGACGACCAGGAUGAGAUUGUACCUAAAGCCCUUACUUCGGCCGGCUGGCGUACCCAUUUUGUCUUCGUCGAUUUGGGUGAGAACAUUCCCUACCUUCGUUUUCGCCGCGAGGAAACAGCGACUGAACAGUAUCUGCGGUUUUUACGCGCUGCCAAGGAUAACUGCCCACCCGUCAGCCUGUAUCUGCAACAGAAGGCCGCAACGAUGUAUGCGCGAUGGGUGAAUAUAGUGGAAUACCCCUAUGGAUGGAUCGGCAUUCGCAAAUUCCUGAAACUGUUCAACAGUCUUCAUCCGGAUGAUAACGCACAGCCAUGGGACACGAUGGAUCUUCGCCAUCUGGAUGUUUCCAUUUUGAACAACUUGACCGUCGCGGCACUGCAUGGAUGCUUCGAUGGCUCAGGCAGGUGAAUGGCGUCGCUGUGUCUCAUUGUGUUUCUUCGUUUUUUGUUCGACACCUUUG